Acanthaster planci (crown-of-thorns starfish) is the source of this 11255-nucleotide messenger RNA. RefSeq names its product zinc finger MIZ domain-containing protein 1-like. NCBI's taxonomy places the organism in Eukaryota, Metazoa, Echinodermata, Asteroidea, Valvatida, Acanthasteridae. Gene Ontology annotation, biological process: protein sumoylation; regulation of transcription by RNA polymerase II. Gene Ontology annotation, molecular function: SUMO ligase activity; zinc ion binding. The record is from RefSeq and is a predicted model, not a curated record. Gene Ontology annotation, cellular component: chromatin.
AGUUGUGGAGAGAGCGCUCCAGAUACAGUUCAGAUGGUGUUACUACUGAGCCGUUUGACCCAAAGUCCUGUACCUUUGUACCGUACUCUGUCAGCGUUUAUUAGCACACUCAGCACCCAGUCUCGCUCACACACAGUGGCAAGUUUUGUGUGGGGAGCGCGUUCACGAAGCCAAACAGCAUUACUGUAGAGCGAGCAGCUUUUUUUGUCAUAGAUGUGACCGAUGUAGAACUUUCAAAGUACACCAUUCCCAGCAUGGUACCGGUAUUGUUUGCCAGUGGAGAAGCUUUACUCUGAGAUUGGAUUUGAAAAUCAAGACCUUACCACUUGAACACCAGUCAGAGGCAUCAAUAUACAUGUAAAGGGUCGGAUACACAUGCAUGUGCUGGGGAUGGUUUAAACCGUGGUGAAGCCUAGGGGGACACCAGACUAGCAUGCGAGCUUGAGCGUUUGGACUGGUGCUGAGCCCCCUCGGAUUACUUCGAUGCCUGGCUUGUGAACAAACUGGGUCACGUCGCACCGAGGACCAGCUAUAUUUACCGGGGGCCCCUACAGAACACAACUCGGCUGGCCCCGACUGGGUACUGAAGCAGACGACGCAGGCUCGGCUACCUCGUUUUUGAACUUGGAGACGUCAAUUGACUGGUUGAGUGAACUGUACAGGCAGUACAGGCAGGCUGUGGCAGGCUGAUCAAACGCAGGUUUUCCUCGCAAUUUACGGUUGCCAAGGCAGCAUUGUUUCCCAUUCUCCCCAGAACUGACCUCUGUCUUAUCAUUAUUAUGAAUGAAUGCGACGUCUCUCUCACUGCUGUUAUUAAGAGUGAUCCUGUGAGGGAAACAAGAUGAUGACAACAGAGUCGUCGAUGGACAGACACAUUCAGCAGACUACUGAGCGUUUGAUUUGCAUAAAGCAGCAACUUUCCCACCCAAGUACCUUCACGACCGCAGCCCGGGAGCUCCUAGAGUGGUGCGCUGAUCCGAGAGCUUUCCAACGAUCCUUUGAACCCGGCCUGAUCGGUUGCCUAACGAUUGUCAGCAGAGUUGCAGCUCAGAAUGGCUUCGAUCUAGACCUAGGCUACCGACUCCUCGCCGUUUGCGCCGCACACAGAGACAAGUUCACCCCUAAGUCAGCCGCUCUUUUAUCCUUGUGGUGUGAAGAUCUCGGACGUCUUCUCCUUCUGAGACACCAGAAGAAUCGGAACGGGGACACGUCCAGCAAAGGUGCAGCGCCGAUGCAUCACCAAAUGCAGAAGAGCAUCCCAUCUGUGCCCCCAGGUGAUUCCUCAGUGGCAUGGCAACAGGGCGGACAACAACCAACGCAACAGUCACUCAGCGUAGUUACAACAGUAUGGGGUGUGACGCAGACUAGCGAUAGCAACAGUCUCACCAAUAACUCAAUGCAGCAGGGACCAGGCCCUUCCCCAGGUAGCAACCAGUAUUCCCAGCAGCAGCAUCCGUUCACAGCAGCGGCGGCUAACUCUAACAAACAGUACAAUAUGCCCAUGCCUGGCAUGGGCCCAUAUCGUAGAGAGCCAGGCCCAUACAGAGGACCCAACGGUGGUGGUGGUUACCCAGGCCAGACCCCAGGUCAGAUGGGACCAGGCGGGCCCUGUCCGCCCCAGACCUCCGUUCCCAACGAGUUCCCGCAACCAGCAGCAGCGGCCGCAGCAGCCGUCGUCGCGGCAGCAGCUGCCACAGCAACAGCAACCGCAACGGCGACAGUGACAGCUCUGAAAGAGCAACAACAACAGCAGCAACAACAACAGCAACAGCAGCAGCAGCAACAGCAACCGAUGAAUGACUACGGACAAAUGAGAAUGCAGCCGGGGUUCAACAACCAGUACGGCAUGAACCAAGGGGGCGGGCCCUUCAUGAACAACAUGGGUAGCAGCAACAAACAGGCCAUGUACCAGCAGCAGAUGAUGCAGCGAAGCCCAGCGCAGCAGCAGUACGCCCAGCAGUACAUGAAGAGGCCGUACCCAGGCCACCCGGGGCCCAAUAACUUCAACCAGGGCAUUCCCAACCAGCAAUAUGGCCCCAUGCCCCACAGCCCUAGCCCCGGGGCAAUGAAGGGCCAAACCCCCUACCCCGGCCAGCAGUCACCCUACCCUUCCCAACAACCCAUGCCUUCCCCGAACUACAUGAACAUGCGGCAGAAAGUGCCUGGCAACGGCAUGAGUUACCAGGGCAACCACCAGUUCUUUCCAAGGGGGAAUUUCAACGGCGGGCCGCAAGGGAUCAACCCACCAUACAACCAACAGGCAAUGACCAACCGAGGUAUGAACUACCAGCAUUCACCGGGCAUUCCCGGCAACCCGACACCCCCAUUGACACCGAGCCCCAACAUCCCACCCUACAUGUCCCCCACUGGGGAUGUCAAACCCUUCCCAGGGGGGCCUCCAGAUCUGAAAUCAACACCCAACUACGCCCCCGGUAUCAGCGACGAGAUUCGCAUGACAUUCCCCGUCCGCGACGGUGUGGUCCUGGAGCCGUUCAGGCUGGAACACAACCUGGCAGUUAGCAAUCACGUCUUCCACCUCCGACAAUCUGUCCACCAAACGCUCAUGUGGAGAUCGGACCUCGAGCUCCAGUUCAAAUGCUACCACCACGAAGACCGACAGAUGCACACCAACUGGCCCGCCUCCGUGCAGGUCAGCGUCAACGCCACACCCCUCACGAUAGAACGGGGAGACAACAAGACCUCGCACAAGCCGCUGUACUUAAAAGAGGUCUGCCAGCCUGGCCGGAACACGAUACAGAUCACAGUGACUGCCUGCUGCUGUUCGCAUCUCUUUGUCUUGCAACUCGUCCACAGACCAACUGUGAGAUCAGUAUUACAGGGACUGCUCAGGAAAAGACUUCUCCCUGCUGAACAUUGUAUUACCAAAAUCAAGAAGAACUUCUCCAGCGUGGCUGCCUCCAGCGGCGGCAUCUUGAACAAUGACGACGGCGUGGAGCAGACGGCCAUCAAGGUCUCCCUCAAGUGCCCCAUCACCUUCCAGCGCAUCACGCUGCCAGCCAGGGGCCACGAGUGCAAGCACAUCCAGUGCUUUGACUUAGAGUCGUACUUGCAGCUCAACUGUGAGAGAGGGUCGUGGAGGUGUCCGGUCUGCAACAAAACCGCCAUGCUGGAAGGGUUGGAAGUAGACCAGUUCAUGUGGGGUAUUCUGACUGCCGUCCAGUCGGCCGACUUUGAAGACGUCACCAUCGACGCCAUGGCUAACUGGAAGCCGGUGCCCAUGAAAUGCGACAUCAAGGAUGAGGAGCCAGAUACUUGUGGGUCGUCCAAGCGGUUCAAGGCCAUGUCGCCGGGUAGCAUGACCAUGCCUGGUAUGCACACUUAUGACAACAUGGGUAUGGCUCAUUCCCCCUAUCCAAUGGGGGGCCCACCCCCUCCAGAAUUCAACGGACCAGGACCGGGACCAGUCCACGGUGGACCAAAUUACGGGAACUACAAUAACUUCAACAGUCCAGUCAUGCCGGGCGGAGGCAUGAAUGGGCCCUCGAUGGGCCACUUUGAGGACAACAUUGCCACGACGGACAUGGUGCCCGUCGAGAAACAAUAUAACCAUGCACUGCCACCUCACGUAAGCCAUCCAGGCUCAAAUCAAGGCCCGUCGUCCAACGUGAGGCAUCCAGGACCUUCAGGUCCCCCUCAUCCGGGGAAUAACCCUCAUCCUGGUGGUAAUCCCCACCCUGGUAACAAUUCCCACCCAGGGAUGGGCCCCCAGCCUAACGGCGGACCCCACCCGAAUGUGUCAUCCCACCACACGGGGCCUGGUACGCCAGGCAACGGGUCGACACCACAACAGCAGCAACAACAGCAGCAGCAGCAACAACAGCAGCAGAACCAGAGGGUGGGAAUGCAUCCCAGCGUGAACACCAAACCACCCACCCCAGGCAUGCCACACACCCCCGGGAUGCCCCACACGCCCGGGAUGCCUCACACACCUGGAAUGCCCCACACGCCAGGUAUGCCGCACACCCCAGGGAUGCCCCUGACUCCCAGCAUGCCACUGACACCUGGCAGCGCUAUGCCACCCACACCGAGUACCAUGAACUCUGGCAAUGGCAGCAGCGCAGGCAGCAAUGGCAGCAGCAGUAAUAACGGUGGCAGCAGUGGGAUGCCCAACCACAUCUCUUCCACCACACAUUCGCCAGCCACCACCACCACACAGGGGUCACACCACCUGCCUAACCACCACUCCCCUCAUCCGGGCACCCAGGCCCCCACGUCCAUGAUGAACCACAGUGGGCCACAGCAGCCAAAGACCACAACAUCAGGCAUGGCCAUGAACACAAACAACCAUAUCCAGUCUGGUUCUGAUUUGAACUUUGACCCAGCCGCUGUGAUUGAUGGUGGGGCAGAGGGGCAGGAGGGUCUGGAUUUGUUACCAGAGAAUAUGGGAGACGUGGACUUGCUCUCUAUUCUCGGACAAUCAGACAACACGCAGAGCAACAACGAAAGCGACGAACUUCUCUCACUCUUUGACACAUAGGGACCACUGCCGGCCCAUUUUAGAAAAUAAUUUAUGAACGAACAGAAUUAAAUAAAUAAAAACAAUGGAGAGAAGGAACAAGUAGUUGUUGUGCUGGACACAUAUGUUAUGCUCGGCUCUGGUGACAAGAGGAUAUGGAGAAAAAUUGACUGCCACAACGGAUCAGCUGAGGGACCUCCUCCCCCAGCUGGGUCAGGCUGGAGUUGGCCUGGUGAGGGUUUGGAGGCAACAUGACCUCUUAGAAGGGAGGUGCUAACAUUUGCAUCGCUCCCAACGUAACGUUUCUGAUACUUUGCCGGAUGCUUUGACGAGGAAGAAAAAGAGUUUGGAUGACUUCUGUCUGUGGGGGGCACAGUCGAUUUGCCACACCCAAGGAUUCCUGUUUAACAACAUGCUCUGGUGUGUUCUUGUUCUUCGAUGUAAAGGAAGCAGCGUCAGCCACUCCAGGAUGACCGAACAACAAAGGCAAGAGCAAGAAAUCAGCUGACAGCACGCUGUUAUUUCAGUCCCAUUGUCUGUCUGCCGUCUCAAGGGGAAAGCCCCUUCACCAAAGAAACACCGCCCAUGCUAUCCUGGAGGACACACCCUCCCUUCUCUUUUUUUUCUCCAGGGGUGGGGGCCAACCUCAUACCUUAGCAGUAUUCCCUACACGGGCACCGGUUCCCGUGCUUCAAAUCCACUGGAAUUGCCGCACACGAAGCUUCUCCUGCAGUGUAGUGAGGAAAGAGCCACAGUUGCCGGGGCAAUGCAUCCUUGGAUGUCUUCCCGGCAAGGGCUGCCUAGUGUUCCGCCUGCAUCACCAGGGAAUCAAUACAUACCCCCCCAGCAUGGAGAUUGUUCCAUGCACUUGAAGCAAACCGUCCCUUGAAAUAUAGGAACCCAACAAUUGGAUCCGAGUUGUCAAACCGGAACGAUUUUCCCAGAGAGAGUCUUCUUGUCCUCUGCAAGUUCUCUGCCACGCGACGACAUAUCAAUACUUUGCAUCUUUUCAUUUUAAUCGUCCCAUUGUUAGCAAUUCUAAUUGUUUCAUUCUGACAAUGUACUUGCCAGCAUAUUAAGUCCCUGAAGUCUGAUCUCUCAUUUUUCACCACAAAAUGGAUGGAUGAAAGCUGCAUUUGAAAGUCGUUGAGAAAAAAGAAUGCAAAAUGCCUGCCGUCAAUAACAACGUUGUAUUAUUAUUAUUAUUUUUUUCCAUUUUAAAUUGUAAAUGCCAAAUCAUUUUCUGGAAAGUACUCAUUCUUUGCAAUUACUUCUAAACAGUUUUUAAAAAAUGUGGCAUUCAUGCCUAGUGAAGUAUUAUUUUUUAAAUGCUGUGAUACUGAUGCAUCAGUGUUUGUUUUGACUUUUGAUGAUGCCACCACUCCACUGAAUAUAAAUUAAGUUCUUGGACCAAUGGUGUUUAGUUCUAUAUAUGUGAAUCAAGGACCAGGAGUUGUUUAGGGAACAAGUGCUGGGUAAAAUGGUACCAAACAAAUUUUUUUUUUUCAGUUAAAAGUUUGAUAAAAGGACGACUUGAAGUUUUGUAGCCCUACAAGUAAAUCUGAGUGUGGAAUCACCUGUCUCCAUAACCUAUCUUGACCACCUGAUCGGAUGAGCUGAGCUUCAUGCCUGAGAAAGUUUCUUAUCACAGCUGCUGUUUCUGUUUCGGGUUUUUUGGGGUUGUUUUUUUUUUUUUUUUGAGAAUUACCAUUGGCCGUAUUCAGAAAGUAAGACAGCCCUGAGUUCUGUCGGUGUCAUCUGGGACAUACGAAUACAGCUGGUAGCAGGUUAACACAGAAAAUAAACAGUUGGUUCAAAACGGAAUAAAAAUUUGGGAUUGUAGAUCAAAAAAACAAUCACAGACAAACAAGUUUCUCUGUAAGAACGUGUGAGAUGGGGCCUUAGCAAUGGAUGACAGAAAAAAAGCAAACUGGAGAGAAGUUGGUCAUUCUUCACAUUAGUACUCUAACCCUCUUGGGGGCACAUCUCCCACCCAGUGUUAAGACCGACCGUUCUUUCUCAGCAGGAUUGACUGAACUGAUGUGCGUCCCUGUCAACAAGUAUUGAUGUUUACCGUUGCGUAUUACUGGUGCACCAACAUAUUCUUUUUUCCGGCCAAAACUACUGGAAGCUUGCUGCAUCACAUAACACCAGGUCAAUGCAUUACAUUUUUAGUCCAAGCAAUGCGAAUUAUUUUUAUUUUUUUAAAUCGGUAGCGGAAGGACUGACCACAGUGCAUCAACAUUUUGAGAUGUAUCAUUGAAAAAUGCAAAGAGAGACCACGAGAGUGGAUUUUUUUUAUGACAUGAGGAAUCGAGUAGUCCAAUUGUGCCACGUGUGGAACAUUUUAAGCUUUAUUAUUUAUGCCAAAUGAAAAGAAAAGCUUACACAAUUUUUGUUUAAGUAAAAUGAACAUUAGCAGCAUUUGACUCCAAUUUUGACAAAUCACUGAUGUCUGAAUUCAAGUGACUUGUGGGUUUCUUAGAGUUUGUGAUCCAGUGUUUAUGCCAUACAUGAGUGUGUGUGUAUGAAAGCCCAACCACUGGUUGUAAUUCUGAGUACCAUUUGUAGUAAAGAACAAGUUUCUUUUUUAUGCAUAUACAUAUCUAUAUAUAUAUCUAUAUAUAUUGUACAUUUCCCUUUCAGUUUUUUGAUUUUGGUGUUUUUUUUUUGUUUUUAGUUGUUAGUUGUAUUAUAAAGUUCAACCCCAAAGCUAUCUUUUUAAGUUUAAUAUGGAUUCUAUUUAUUUUUUAUUUAAUGGUAGAUGUGUAGUUUCUCUUUUUCCAGGAAUGGUCGUAACAGCAUAUGAUCUGUAAAACGGCAUAGAAAAUAUUGAAUGCAUACUCUGGCAAAAUAUCACAAAUAGGACCGUCUUGGAAGAUUGGUUGAAAGCAGGGAGACAUAAGGUACAUAUCAUGAAAACAUCAGUAUGUGAUCUGGGUGCGAGACCAAGAUGGCUGCUGAAUAUGAUUAGGGCCCUAGGCCAAGUACAACAAUGCACAUUGCUGGUCACCGCUGCAGCCUUAGGUCAUAGUGCAUUGGAAGUAUGACGUAAAAUCAACACAUGUUCAUAUAACGCCCAGUUUGCAUGCAACCUUGUUUUGUUCAUUGGGUUGUGAAAUAUUCACCAUAAUAUGUCCUGGCUACUGGCCAAGCAAAUCAUAUCAAUGCACUGGGAUCAGAAUGUCAAAGGUCAUGAGCUAUAGGCGGAGUCUGAAUCACUCAGGGUUUGACAUUGCGCGGGAGUUUGAGCAUUGCGUGAAGCCGUAAGCUAGUGGCUUCCACUGGUGCAUGUAUUAUAUCUAGCCAUAGCCAAGUAAUUAGGACAGAGCCAAGGAAACAGGAUGGUCUGUGGACAAGAGGUUUUUUUAUCUCAGUUUUGAGUUCCGUUUCAGGUUCUAGGUCCAUAACUUUUUUCCUGGCGUUUAGAUCAUUAGCUUCAUUGUACGUCCCACAUACUACUCCAGGAGCGUUCAUUUUGAGGUCAAGGUUUCCUCAUUACUGACAUCAAACUUUUGGAACUGUGAAUCUUAAGGUGAAGGCCACGCCCAUAUUUGGAGAAUGAUCUUUAAGUUGCUGACGUCACGGUAUGCCGUGUGUUGUAUCACUGAAGGCAUGAGGUGCAUCGUCGGGUAGUGUCCAUAAAUACGAGCGUUUCACAAUCGUGCGCCCCCAGGAGUGUGCAACGGGUUGACCAAUCACAGUGCGUAAAAUCUGUCGACCCAAUGCGCGUUUGGAAAGGGUCGACAGAUUUCGCGCACUGUGAUUGGUCAACGCGUUGCAAACUCUUGGAGGUGCACUGGUGUGAAUCAAGCGUAUUGAUAUCCGCUUUGGCAUUUGUUACAGGGGGUCGGGGAUCAUGACAUUAUCGGGAAUUUGUUAAUGUUAUGAUUGAAUUAAUCAUUUCGUAAUGAUUUUUUUUUUCCUUUUUUUUGUUUGCUCAUAGAAAAAUUGUAAUAAAAUGCAGGGUCAUUAUUGAUUUUUUAACUUCUAAAUGGUUUAAGUAAAUUUCUCUUCAUCAAAAUUGCGGUUUUGAUUAAGGGCGUCGAUAAGUCGUCACAUUUUUCUUUUCUGUUUUCAAAAGAGGACGUUCGAUUGUAAAAGUGUACUGUCAUAAGCGACUUUCAUGUUUUUCCCUUCUUUUGUAACAAAACUAUUUAUCAAUUUUUUAAAAAAAGGUCUUUCUAGUUUCUGAAGCUGUUUGAGGCCGAUUGUUUUGCCAAAAGUAAUACAUAAUUGGCUUCUGUAUCAUUUUUGGACAACAAGGAAAGAAGUCGCUCUUGCGACUUUGAUUUCCUGGAUGUAGAUGCUGUGUACAUAUAUGAACUUGUUCUAUGGUAUUGGCUUUAGAUUGGACGUUUAUCACUUCUUGGUAGUAUUUUUUAUUCGGAGGGCUAAAAAUAAAUGAUACUAAAUAGGAAAUAUUUCAUUCUGUGGUUUACAAGGAAUAUUUCGUUUUUCCAAAUUUUAACUUGAAACAUGCAGGUGCCCAGUGGUCAUAGUACAUUAAGCAGCGUGUUCUAAACGGCCGUGUGAUGUUGAGUACCAGUUGAAUUAAGGAGAAAUUGUUGAGUGUCGUUUAGCCCCAAUCGAUCAUUUGCGUUGGAGGCUGGGAAAUCAAACGAUCUGGCCCUGGUGAUAUGUAUGCACGGCAGUGUUUGAAAAUUGGGUCAAAUUUGAGGUAUCGGUCAUAAGGCUAGAGAUCAAAUAUCAUGGGAGAAAUCUUUAUAAACCACCAGUGCUUUGUAAAAAAAGAAAUGCCUUUCGACGUCGGAUGUAGCUACUGCGUCUUUGAUUAUAUUUCUGAAGAAAGCCAGACACGUUUCUUCCUCGUAUUUUAGCAAAUUAAAUUUGAUUUGAUGGAUGUUUUAUUUAUCUUUUUAAAUUUCAGACGCAACUGUAAAGAGAUCAAUACUUGCGUGUGAUUGUACUUAAGCAUUUUCUCAUAUCCAACAUUGAUUCGUCAUCAAGGGAAACCAAUCCGUGAAUGGAAACGGGUAUAUUGUAAUCACGAUGCAGCACGAAAUUGCUUGCAAAUGAUUUUAUUAUUUUUGUUUUUCUUGGAUCAAUUGGUCGAUAAAUUCUUUGGUUUCACUUCCACACACCUUUGCCUGACCUCUUUAAAUAUAUUAAGUAUUCAUGUGACCUCUUGUACUGUUCAUGAGUUCACAGCUCAAUAACAAUGUACAUUUUUUAUGUGUCUUCCCCAGUAAAAAAAAUAAAAAUGAAUGCAUAUCUCUUCCAACGAACACAGUUUGUUGACACAAAGACCUGAAAUCCGUACCAAUUAAAUGAUGACUUUGUUUUUACGACAGAAUAGCACGAACCAUUUGAACGGGACAAGUCUUGCUUUUAAACUAACGGAGAAAAAACUAUUGCAUAAAUUUCAGUUGUGAGGUCGGUGAAGACAUUACACAGAACUGGAACAAUCGCAUUAUGUUAGCAUUGUUGCAGGGAAAAACAUCCGAAAAGUGCAUGAGACACACAGUUUUGGGGGAUAAGAUCUGGUCUCUACCGAUUUGGCUGACCACAGGGUAUAUUGGAUUUGAGGAGCAAACUAACAAGAUUGUUCGGGAUGAAGUUCUCACGUGGAACACCCCAGCAGUAUUGGGGUGUUGUGGAAAUAUCUGUAUAAGGGUUAUGAUCUCGAUUGACUGCGUCAUUUUAGCGAUUUCGUUUUUACCCCCCGUGAGUUGUAUUGUACAGAAUGUGUAACACCAUUAUUUAUAUGUGCAUAUUAAUGUAUAUAUUACAUAUUCAUGACAUCUGUGCGUUAAAUGGCUAUAUUUGAUACAACAGAUGCAAAUUUUGUUCAGUCAAUUCUGCUUUUGCGACCAGUGUUUUUUAUUAUUUUUUUUAACCUCAUGAAAGUGUGAAACUAAAGAUUCCCGGAACAGAACAUUUUGUAGCAUUUUCAGUAAAUCACAGAAGUCCAAAUUCCUUGUAUUAUUCAUCAAAUAACCCUUAUUACCUUAUUUUUUAUUUUGUUUCUAUUUCUACAAAGGUGCUCUGCGCUAUCACACAGAGCAUCGACACUUGGAAGUAUUACUACUAAUGAAUUCACUAUACGUUGUCUAUGACAAAAUAAUAAGUUGUCACUUGUACAUUUGUAAGUGAAGGACUGUGCAAGUCUAGCCUUUGAGGGAUCUUUUAGGAAUCCUUCUAGUAGAGUAUUACAGUUUGAUUUCACCUUUAGAGCAAUAAAAGAUUCGCACAGUUUUACCUCCGCCAAAAGUGAGAGAGAGAAAAAAUAUACUGUAAUUAUUUAAAACGACAAAACAAAAUAUUUUUAAACAUUGUCGGGCGAUUGAGUAGGUCACAAAGGAGGAACAUUUUUAUACGGCAAAUGAAUAUGUAAUAUAUCGGCUGAGAAACAACUAAAUUAAUGUCAACGACGUUUUUGUAAUUUUUUGUUGGUGUUUUCUGCGUUCUAGAGUAGUUUUUACGGAUGUAGCUGGUGCAAUUAAUGUGUAUGAAUGUGUACCAACGCUAAAUUGGUGCGUACCCGGCAAUAUUUACACUCUCUGUGUACAAACGAAAAGCAGAAACGUUAAGAAAACUUGUUUUUUUCCUCGAUAGAAUUCAUUGUAUAAUCUAGUUCAUUACUGAAGAGUAGCGAUCUGCACUGUACAUACAACAGAAAAAUAAACGAAACUGUGUGUAGGAAUUCUACAUUGUAGUUUGAGAGACGGACAAAUAUGAAUAAUUAUUACAAUCCAUCAAAUUGGCAUUGAUAUUUAUCUAAUUAAAACGAAGUCCAUGAAAGAGCAGAAACGAA